Camelina sativa (false flax) is the source of this 1274-nucleotide messenger RNA. NCBI's taxonomy places the organism in Eukaryota, Viridiplantae, Streptophyta, Magnoliopsida, Brassicales, Brassicaceae. The record is from RefSeq and is a predicted model, not a curated record.
GUCAAACACAAGCGGCAGACAUUGACGUUUCCGACUUACAAGUUUGUUCUUCUUCUCCACGAAAUUGACAUAUCUUUAUGUUUUUUCAUAUAUCUCUUUGUUUUUAGCUAUCAUCGGUCUUGUCUCCCUGUUAAUCAAGUAUACGUGAUCAUGUCACAUGACUUUUCAAUUUUUUUUUUAAAAACUUUAACAGGGUAUGGUAACGAAACCAGAUGAAAAAACCUAUGCAGAACCAUCACAUGAAAAAAAAGAAGCGGAAUAGCCCAUCGUUUUUGUCACUUCCUGAUGAAAUCAUCUUGAACUGUUUAGCCCGCAUAUCGAGAUCAUACAACCCAAAACUCGCCCUAGUCUGUAAGACCUUUCGCUCUCUCAAUGUGUCCCAUGAUCUCAGUGUGACGCGACGUCACCUUAAAACCGGAGAAAGGUUUUUCCAUGUUUGCUUACAGAAGUUUCCCAAUGAUCCUUGUCCUUCUUGGUUCACCCUCUGGAUAAAACAUGGUGAAAUCCUAACCAACCAACUCGGGAAGAACAAGACUUCUACCCGAAAUAUCCAAUUGGUCCAAACACCUUCUUCCUACUUUUAUUUUGUACCUAUGUGCUUCGUUUCAGUUGGUUCAGAAAAGUACGGACUUAGCCAAUCUAAUACUCCAUCCUCCACCUUAUGGAUACUUAAUAAGAAGCUUUACGUAUGGCAAAAAGCCUCCAGCAUGACUGUAGCUCGAAAGAAUCCCCUUGCAUGUGCCCUCAAUGGGAAAUUGUAUGUAAUGGGAGGAUGCACCGCUGAUGAAUCUAAAAAGUGGGGUGAGGUUUUCGACCCAAAGACUCAAAGUUGGGAACCUUUACAUGACCCUAGCCCCGAGCUACGCUUUUCUUCAAUUAGAAACAUAAAAGCGAUCCAAGGAAACCUUUACGUUAGAAGCAAUGAGAAGAAAGACUCGGUUUAUGAUCCAGAAACAGAAUGGAGAGAGGUCAAAGGGUUAGCAAUGUUGAUUAAUUAUGGUAUAUUUACUGGUUUGGCUGAAAUAGCUGACUACGGUGGAAAACUCUUAAUUUUAUGGGACGAGAUUUUGUUUGGUCAGCCUGGAUGCAAGCAUAUUUGGUGUGCGAUGAUUGCGCUGAAAAGAAGUCGUGGAACUAUAAUUGACGAGGUUUGGGGAAACAUUGAGUGGGCUGAUAUAGUGCAUACUGUUCCCAGCUCAUACGUUUUCGUGCGUAGUCUACUAAGACCAUCAUUAUCCAUAGUUAAUCACCAUAGUUACUCUCAUAUUAAUUAA